AGAGGAGAAAACAUAUAAGGAAUUGUUCCGACCGCUUCGAUUGCAGUGUCAUACAUUCAUCAUUCCUGUUGCAUUGAUUGCGCGUUUGCUUUGGGGUUUCUUGUUUUCUAUUUACUCUCCUUGCUUCCCUUUUGAUCAACCUUCUUCUCCAGAUAUCCGACAGUAUUUGACGCUCUACAUCAUGCGCUGCUCGAGUAUCCUCACCCUUGUUGCUGCUAUUCCUCUCGUUGCUGCUCUCCCUGGUGGAAGCUUCAACUUGAACUGGCUGGACUCAAUCGCCCGGCGCGGCUCUGACGCUUUACGCACUGGUAUGGCUGUGUGUGAUCCUUCACAAGCACAAUUACCUCAAGGCUUUGAAGCCCUCGGUCCCCCUUCAGAAGGCCUUACACUCGCCCAUGUCGCCCUAGGUCGUGGCACCCAGAACUACACAUGCGAUACAUCAAACCCAUCCUCUGCGCCAAAAGCCGGCGGCGCCAUCGCCACAUUGUUCAACAUGACCUGCGCCGCGGCUCAAUCCUCGAAUCUAAUCCACUGGCUCCCUCGUGUGGCACUCUCCCUCCCAGUCCCCGUCUCCACUCGCGCUGCCGACAACGUUGACAUGCUCAUGAGCGGCCACCAUCUCUUCACUAGCCUCACAACACCUUUCUUCAACCUCGACACCGCAAACCACGAGUUUGGCACCGUCAUGUGCGACGGCAAGAACGCGGUCAAGACGCCUGCGCCAGGGGACGCAGCAAAGGGAUACAAUGGCCUCGGCAGCGUGCCGUGGCUGCGACUAACGGCGGUGGAGGGUAAUUACAAGGAGGUGUACCGUGUAGAUACCGCGGGUGGUGUUGCACCCAAGACAUGUGACGGACAAGCUGCGACGUUUCAGGUCCAAUAUGCGGCAAAUUACUACUUCUACCACUGAGUGGGAAGUGUGGGAAAGGGAGAAUUUGGUUCUGACUGUCGAUAUAUUCUUUUAUCUUGAUGAUGCAUAGUAUGGCGCGGGGGCGUUGAAAGGCGUUGCCAUAUAAUGGAGCUCUGGCUGUGGUUGUACUUGGGUGGCAUUCAUUGUUGUAUCGCCAUUGAAUGCUCGUUGGACGAUGCUACGCAUCGAAUGAUAGUAAUAUACAUGAACAAAUGAAAUCAUUAAUAGCGUG
Pseudovirgaria hyperparasitica is the source of this 1142-nucleotide messenger RNA. RefSeq lists its product as uncharacterized. Bases 182 to 910 code for a protein of 242 amino acids. The transcript is spliced from 2 exons. NCBI's taxonomy places the organism in Eukaryota, Fungi, Ascomycota, Dothideomycetes, Acrospermales, Acrospermaceae. The record is from RefSeq and is a predicted model, not a curated record.